CCCCCGUGCGCGCGGCACUGGUGGUGAAAGCCUCGCGCUACGUACUGGCUAAUGAUUGGCACGCUUGACAGUGAUUGGCAGCGCUGCCAUGGCAACGGCGCGGCGACACCAAGAAGACCAAUAGAAAAGGGAAACAAAAUGUUUCAAUGCUACACUCAACGGCGGAUUUAGGGGGGAGAUAUUAUGAGGCUGGUGUCAUUAGGCGAUAGCCAUUGAAUCAUUCGAUCUGCUUUUUUUUCACGCGCAACUUCGCCGUGGCUCCUCUGGUCGGGCUUUUCGCCCCCACUUUUUUCUCCGUAAUUUGGCUUUCUCUCUCAGGUCAUUUCCAUGGUUUUCCGAUCGCCUUUAGAGCUUUAUCCCUCCCAUUUCUUCCUGCCAAACUUCGCUGAUCGCCCCCUGCUCCUGGCGAACAGCGCGCCCGCCGCCAGGUCCCCGGAAGACUUGUCCAUGUUCCAGCUACCCACUCUCAACUUCUCCCCGGAGCAGGUGGCGAGCGUCUGCGAGACGCUGGAGGAGACCGGCGACAUCGAGCGGCUGGGUCGCUUCCUCUGGUCCCUUCCCGUGGCGCCCGGAGCCUGCGAGGCCAUCAACAAGCAUGAGUCCAUCCUGCGCGCCCGCGCCGUGGUGGCUUUCCACACGGGCAACUUCAGGGACCUCUACCACAUCCUGGAGAACCACAAGUUCACCAAGGACUCGCACGGAAAGCUGCAGGCCAUGUGGCUGGAGGCGCACUACCAGGAGGCCGAGAAGCUGCGCGGACGCCCGCUAGGUCCCGUGGACAAGUACCGCGUGCGGAAGAAGUUCCCGCUGCCUCGGACCAUCUGGGACGGCGAGCAGAAGACGCACUGUUUCAAGGAGAGGACGCGGAGCCUCUUGCGGGAGUGGUACCUGCAGGACCCCUACCCGAACCCCAGCAAGAAAAGGGAACUGGCGCAAGCCACUGGACUCACUCCCACACAGGUCGGCAACUGGUUUAAGAACCGGAGGCAACGUGACAGAGCCGCAGCGGCCAAAAACAGGCUUCAACACCAAGCGAUGGGACCGGCCGGGAUGAGGUCCCUCUCCGAGGCUGGCCUCACCCCUCACAGCUCGGCCGAGUCGCCCUCGACGGCGGCCAGUCCCACCACUAGCGUGUCCAGCAUGACGGAGCGGGUCGACACCGGCACCUCCAUCCUGUCCGUCACCUCCAGUGACUCGGAGUGUGACGUAUGAUACGCAAAAACUUAAAAACAAACAAAAAAAAAACACAAGAAAAAGAGAAUUAUUUACAGGGAAAAUGGACCUGAGAGGAGAAAAAGACUUGGAUGGAGGAAGAAAAGGACCGAUGGCUAUAAAUAUUACAUAAAAAGAGAUAAAGCACGUGUUCUUUUUCUUUCAUCUUUUUUUCUUUUUUUAAGUAAAAGCGCUUUGAAAAAAAAGGACCCGAUGCUAUAUUCCCCUCUCUUCUCUUCAUCGUCCUAUA
Messenger RNA from Corythoichthys intestinalis (scribbled pipefish), 1462 nucleotides. RefSeq names its product SIX homeobox 3a (gene six3a). Gene Ontology annotation, biological process: brain development; eye development; regulation of transcription by RNA polymerase II. Gene Ontology annotation, cellular component: nucleus; transcription regulator complex. The coding region runs from base 328 to 1212 and encodes 294 amino acids. The transcript has 2 exons. The record is from RefSeq and is a predicted model, not a curated record. Lineage: Eukaryota; Metazoa; Chordata; Actinopteri; Syngnathiformes; Syngnathidae. Gene Ontology annotation, molecular function: DNA-binding transcription factor activity, RNA polymerase II-specific; RNA polymerase II cis-regulatory region sequence-specific DNA binding.